CAUCAUCUACUUGCCGGCUCCUACAACAGCAAUAACAUCAAUAAAAACCUUCAAAUUUCUUCACUAUGUACCGCAUCCAAGUUUUAAUCCUCGCCCUACUUGGCCUCGCUGUCUCUGUUCAAGCCUACUGCAAGAGAGCAGUCGGUAUCCGUGUCAUGACCAACAACAAUUGCCGUGUUGCCUACUGUGGUCCAAGGACCUGCUACUACCAACCUUGUCAUUACAUUUGGAUCUACCAUGAUGAUGGAUCUUACACCGGUGGCUUCCAGAUCGCUGCUGCUGCCAACUUUAAUGAGGGCAAGCAAGAUCAGGUUUACGAAUGGGCAUUCUAUGGAACCAAAGACGGCAAGGGUAUGAGUGUCUUUGCUAAUGGUUGCGGUGGCAAUGGAGGUAACGGUGGUUUAGGAGGAAUGGGUUGUGAAGGAAAGGCUGUCAGGAGAACCAACAUUAGCCUCCCCGGAGUCAGCAAGGUCUACUAUGAUUGUGGACGGCUUCCUCCAGUCCCCAAGUAGAGGAACUAAGCGUCAAAUCGAAGAUGCUUUCCGAUUGAAUUGUGUAACAUAAUCUGAAGAAAUGCGAUGCAAUGCAAAUUCGAGGUUUAUGUAAUACCCUCUAACUUUUUCUAGUAAG
Molecule: messenger RNA, 630 nt
Organism: Lobosporangium transversale
Lineage: Eukaryota; Fungi; Mortierellomycota; Mortierellomycetes; Mortierellales; Mortierellaceae
Exons: 1
Coding region: 66-512 (148 amino acids)
Source: RefSeq, a predicted model, not a curated record